This is a messenger RNA of Lethenteron reissneri (Far Eastern brook lamprey), 5108 nucleotides long. RefSeq names its product tetraspanin 12 (gene TSPAN12). Gene Ontology annotation, cellular component: plasma membrane. Lineage: Eukaryota; Metazoa; Chordata; Hyperoartia; Petromyzontiformes; Petromyzontidae. The record is from RefSeq and is a predicted model, not a curated record.
UACCUGGGCGUAUCCGUGGCACCUGGGCGGGCGGUUGGUAUCUUUAUCCUGCCCGGCGUGCCAUCUACUCCACCGCACGCGGAGGCUGCGCUGAGGCUCGCGAUGGCUUCCAAGGACCUGCUCAAGUGUGCCAAGUACAUCCUGCUGGCUGUGAACCUCCUCUUCUGGAUGCUGUCCCUCGCAGUGCUGUGCCUGACUGCAAAACUGAGAUGGCAGGUGAACGGAGCUCUGAUCCUCACCGCGGACACCAGCCUGGCAGGUGCGUUUGCAGAGACCUACUCGUCGACCCUGCAGAUGGUGAUGGUGGCCGUCUCUUGCCUACUCAUCCCCCUGGGUAUCCUGGGCUGCUGGGGCACGGUGCAGGGCCGCACCGCAAUCCUCGUGGUGUAUGGAGGUGGUCUGCUGCUGAUGCUGUGUGUGGAGGUGGCCACUGGCAUCUGGAACCUGCAUCACAAGGUUUCCUUCACUGACCAGGAUGUCCUCAGUCUUCAGACGAAAAUGCAACUCUAUGGACAAGACAAUCAUACAUCGUACACCCAAGCCUGGGAUGUCUUUCAGCAACAGCACAAGUGCUGUGGGGUGAGUGACUUCACCGAUUGGCUCGAGGGCCCGGGCCUGCCAUGGCCUCCGGACUCGUGCUGCCUGCGCCUGAUGCCCGGCUGCGGGCGCCUCGCAAGCCAGCAUGACCUCAUGCGCGUCUUCCAGCAGGGCUGCCAGCCCACGCUGCUGCGACUUCUGCAGGGCUGCGACCCGCUGCACACGCUGCGCUUGCUGGACGUCUCCGUAAGCGUGGCGCAGAUCAUGGCCAUGGUGGCCGCCCUACUCUUCCUCUGGCUGCUGCAGCUUCCCAAGCCUCCCGGGAGGCCGACCACUGCGCGGCUCCCACGCCACUCGAGCCGACGCACAGCACCCGGGCUCCAUGCAGGUCCACGCCGGGGCCACCGCCAUCGGCCAGUGAAGGAGUUUGACAGCCCCCAGUGGAUCCGGAUGACACAGAACAAGGAUAAUCAAAACGGGACUCAGCCAAUGAUGGAGUUCACUGAGCCCCCUGUGGCUCCGGUUGACACAGAACAAGUAGAAUCCAGCCGGGACUGAACUAGUGAAGGUGUUUAACAGCUCCCAGUGGCUCUGCAUGACACAGAACACAGAGAAUCCAGCCAGGACUCGGCCAGUGAUGGAGUUCACUGAGCCGCCUGUGGCUCUGAUUGACACUAAACACGGAGAAUCCAACUGGGACUCGGUUGCCAUGAAAGACGAUGCUGCCCUGUGCUCACACUGCACAGAGUGGUCGACCAAGCGAUGCAAGUGAGAGCCAAAGUAGUCCCACAAGCAUAAUGUCAGCCUUGGUUUUAAUAUUGCUUUUAAAUAUUACAUUGUUUAUAAAGUAUAUUUGUAAGAGGUACCUCGUAUUAAUCAAUCGUGACGCAUAACAGCCUUCCUUUCCCAACAAUCAUUGGGCGGUGCUCAUUUCCAUUGGCAGUCUUGAGCUCCUGGUGGAAAUUCCAUAUUCCUGCCGCAGAGGGGUCAUUCUCUUCAGGACCAGUGGCAAAUUCUUAUAAAGCGGUUCCUAUUUUAUCGACCCCGAGGGGAUUGUGUGGCAGUCGACCACCGAGCAGGAUGCUACAGCCUUAAGCUGUGCCACGUGGUGGGCAGUGCCAGUAGCCAUGGCCGCUUGAUGUCUAGCGCCCAGCAAGAGUGGUUACAGUCCUACCCGAGCACAGGUGCAAAGACCCAAGUGGCCAGAAGCAAACGGCACCGCUGAAGGCGUUGUAGACAAAGAGUUGAUGCAUUAAUGUUGAUGGAGAAAGGUUUGCACGAGUUCGGGGAAAGAGAGGAUUGGAGGGAAGUUCAAACGUCGAGCAGUGGGAGGGAAGAAGCAUAGGGGAAUUGUGGUGAGUGGGUGUAUAGGUGAGUGUUUUGAUCUGCAGUAUGGAGAGUGGGUGCUUUGAUGAUUGAUUUGAUUUGCAGUGUGGUGAGUCAGUGAGUGGGUGGGUAGAGUGAUUUGAUCUGCAUUGGGGUGAGUGGGUGUGUAGUUGAGUGUUUUGUUGUGACCUGCAGUGUGGAUGCGACAAAUCAGUCUAGUCGACCGAGUCCUUACCAUAGAUGGAGGAUUUCGAUUUAAAGCUUUCGUGACUGCAGGGAUCCAUCUUCUUGGUUCUUUCGGUAAAGUCACGUAGAAUGGAAAUAAUAAAAUAAUCAAAAUAAAAACAGCAAAAUAAUUAUUUUAUUAUUUUUAUUUUUAUUAUGUUUUAUUUUUAUUAAAUAAAACAUAAUAAAAGAAUUAUUUUAUUAUGUUUUAUUUCUAUUAUUUUAUUAUUUCCAUUCUACGUGACUUUACCGAAAGAACCAAAAAGAUGGAUGGAGGAUUCAAUGAGUGAAAUUCAAGGGUACAGUAUACGUGGUAGUAGUGAUAGAAAAGUGAGUGGGUGAUGAGUUAAUCAGUGAGUUCUGGAUUAUCUAACUGGUGUACAUUAAAUUAUAUGAACUGCAGCGAGGUCUGGGUACUCCAUACCAGACAUGACAGCAGGAUUUCAAAUUUAGCCAAAUGUGUGCUUUGCACAGCAGCAGUAACAAUUGCUCGGAAUGUAAGAGACGUUGACACGGAAAAUAAAUCCACGCUUCUUUUAAUGCCUCCUUGGCCAAAUUGGUAACAGUCCGUUCCAGGACAGCUCAGAUGAGACUGUUGUGAAAACCAGAUAAGUUGUUUCACUAUGGAUAAAAAUAACGUUGAAAAAUAUGAGGGGAGUGACUGUUUUUGGCUCCGUUGAACGUGACAGGGUGUUGUCACUCCAACGAAGAACUGCGUUCAAGUCACAUCUGAGCGUUGGGCAGCUAAACUAUUACUUUCAGAUUUUGAUUUACAUGAGCAUGGUGAUUGAAGUGUACCAUCAUCUGCUAAUGACUGAAUCGCAUUUCGAGAGCUAUGCUUUGCCUUUCAAACUACGUUUGUAACGUUCCAGCGAUGUAGUGCCCACACCGUGUAUCCAGCUGGGUAAUUUCUGUGCUCAGUUUUUAAAAUGCAUUUCGUUGAGGUGACUACUACAGAGUAUGUAUACAUCGAUGUGACAUUGCCCAUUUCAUUUAACAAACUAAAACUAAACUAAAAACUUUAAUUUUACCAUGUAAGACCCACUGAGCUAUAUAGCUCUUUUUCAGAAGCGACCUGGCCACAAGUUAUAUCUCAAUGAAGUGGUUACUCGUGUGAAUAUGUAUAGCAGCCAAAUACUCUAAAUAUGGAGGACCCGGUGAAAAAUCAAAGCGGCCACGGGGAGAAUUUGGAAACUCUAAAUAUACAGGUGUCGGGAUCGAACCCAUGAUCUCCUGUAUACCAGGUGAGGUAGUUUACAUCUCGCCACCAUGGCGCUUCAACAAAACCACGUUUGGGUCUGUGGGCAACUUACGAUUUUCCGCGUUAUUUGGUAUGAUGGAGUUGCUGAUGGUUUUAUUAGGCUGAUACAUCUCAGAAGAAUGAUAUUAUAGGUUGUAAUGGCCUCUUGAGUUGUAAUAUUUAACGUCCCCAUCACAUAAGUUAAAAAUUGUUUAGAACUAUCUGGCAAUGUUUUCUUCUGAAAUGUUCAUAAAUAGUAAUUGUUUUGUAAAAUAUUUUUUUCAUAAGAUUGCACUAAUGCAAUGGUUUUUUCUUGUUUUAACAAUGAGCCAUAUUAUCACCCAAUUACCAUAUUGACCAAAAAAACCCUAAAUAUAUAUUUAAAAUGUUGUGUAGAUGCAAAUGCACCUGUCAUGAGCACCAUUACUUAAUGUGCACCUAGCAUGGCACAAGUGUCUUGGUGACGUCACCGCCACAUAGUAGCGAACAGCGAUGGUUAUUAUUACCAACAGCGCGGAAUAGGAAAGGCUCGCGAUGACGAUACUGAUGGGUUGGAACAAAAUCGCAUAUCUUCGACAAAAACUUUCACUUUGUACAACAGUUUCCCUUUACCAGUAUUAUCCCCGUGUCUCAUUGGAAAGCUAAAUCGUAAUAAUAAAUUACAGCUUCUUGGUUCUUUCGGUAAAGUCACGUAGAAGGGAAAUAAUAAAAUAAUAAUAAAACAUAAUAAAAUAAUUCUCACGACGUUUGGGCCACAACGCAAGCAGCCUUCCUCAGGCGAAGAACAGGUCUGUCGGAAAAUUAAAUUACAGGUGUAAGGAGCAUUUCAUCCAUAUAUCCCAAUGCACCAUGCAUGGAAAUCAUGAAAUCAACAGAACCAGGGUAAACGGCCAGAACUCGAGGGUCCAGGCCAAUUCAAAGAGGUGAGAUUUCAAGACAGAAUUAAAUAGCUUUAACAGCAAAGCGUUCCAUUAUAUGGGAGCUGCACUGGCAAAAAGCCCCCGAUCACCCCAGGAACAGAGUCUUGACCUCGGAGUGCUCAGAAGGCAACACGAAGAUCUCAAAGGCAUCGUCGGGAGUAUAAAAAUUAACCCGUAAAAACAAAGUUUUUCACUAUAAAUCCUUUAUAUGCGUGGCGGCUAGAGUCCUCUCAUCCUCUGGCUUGAGAUGGCUGCCACCUAUGGGUCAGAAGAUUGCCUGCCACCAUUAAGCAAUUGGUAAUUAAAUAUAAAAAAAAAUCCUAAAAAGUGUAAAAAUUUGGAAAAUAAAUUUCACGAAAAUUAGUUGUCACGCACAACGAGUCUGUGUGCAAAAUGUCAGCUCGAUUGGAUCACGGGAAGUGGGUUAAAAACGACCUAAAGAUUUGCACGGUCGUAAGCGUGCAAGCAAGCAAGUGAACUUAAUAUAAAGGAUUUAAAAAUGGAUCCGUUCCUUCAAAUAUCGUGGGACUAACCCCUUCAAAUAUCGUGGGACUAACCCUUUACAUAUAAAAGCAGGAUCUUUUAGAAAGCUGCAGACCUCUAAACAACAAUGCAGCACAAUGCGAGCCAAAGUAGCAAGGGUUGGUUGGGUUUACUCAGUCGAGUGGUUUCCUUGCUUUGUUUACUGGUUUACAAACGGCAGUGUUCAUGCCCUCUGUGGCAUGCCGAGCGGCGUUAGGGUGUGCUCACGACGCAAGGACAUGAAGUUCACCAUUCCUUUUGGGCUGUGUAUGAAGGGGUUUGUGAUUUUUUUUCAUAGCCGCACCGACGUUAAUAAAACAUUGCCAAUGAAAUGUUCA